GAGAGGAAAACUUCCCAUAAUUCUUUGCUCAGCAUGGCUGCCUCCUGUUGUCGGCGUGUGUGUAAACAGUUGUAACAUUAGCUAAAAGAAAGAAAGAAAAACAAAGUGCAGUUUUCAUGAGUCUUUUAAACCGCACACAGAUCUCUGGAAAUCCGCUCUUUUCUUAUCAAGCGACGAGGCCAAGAUGAAGAUCAAAUCCAAGUCUUCGUAUCACAAAUCUGAGAACACCUUCAGGUUUCUCACAUUUGCUGAAAGACUCGCCAACGUCAACAUCAACGUGAUCCAUCGCAUUGACAGAACUGGAUCUUACGCUGAGGAAGUAGAAACAUACUUCUCUGAAGGACUGACAAAAUGGAGGGACCUCAACUUGACAGAACAUUUCACCACGUUUCUGAAAGAGGUUUCCAACAAGAGCCAGUCAUUCAACAUGCUGGUUUUCCAUCAGAAGUCCAUCGUGGAAUCUCUGAAAACCCACCUGGCCGUCCAGAACAGUCUGGCCUACCAACCCCUGCUAGACCUCGUGGUGCAGCUGGCCAGAGACCUGCAGACCGACUUUUACCCCCACUUCCCAGAUUUCUUCCUUCUGAUCACCUCACUGCUGGACACAAAGGACACAGAGCUCCUGGAGUGGAGUUUCACCUGCCUCUCCUACCUCUACAAGUACCUGUGGAGGCUUAUGGUGAAGGACAUGACCAAUAUCUACAGUUUGUAUAGCAGCCUGCUGGCACACAAGAAGGAGCACAUCCGCAUGUUUGCAGCAGAAAGCUUCUCCUUUUUGAUGCGAAAGGUUCCAGAUCUCGAUGCUCUGCUCACCCACGUGUUCUCCGACCUAGAGGAGCACCCUGAGAAGGUGGAGGGAACGGGCCAGCUGAUGUUUGAGAUGUGCAAAGGAGUGCGAAACAUGUUCCACUCUUGUGCUGCUAAUGCUUUCUCUGUGGCAUUGCGUAAGCUUGGCCCAACAAUGAGCCGUGGAGUCUCUCUCCCGUGGACCUCUGUUAGGGACGCUCUGGAUCACAUGGCCCAGGCAGCAGCCGAUCACGUGGACAGAGAACACAUGCUGGUUUUGUGGGAGUCCCUCCAGGCCAGCAUGUCGGAGGUGCUGGAUAUUAUGGAGGCAAAGGGGAAAGACGCAGACCCGGCAACAGAGCAGCUGGAGAGCCUUCUGUUCAUUCUGCACACCCUGGCAUCCCACAAGGGUGGAGCCAAGAUUACCAAACCGGAGUCUGUCUGCCAGACGGUGUUGAGGCUGAUUCAGAGCUCGUCUCUGUCAGCUUCCUGCUCCCGUCUUCUUCUCCAGAUCACAUCCUCUCUGCUCCUCGGGGAGAACGUCAGCCUGCCAAACUCACUCAUCCAAGAGACUGUGCAAAAGAUAUUUCGGAGCACUGUGGGGCACGAUCUGAUUCUGGAGUUCACCAAAGAGAUGUUCACCAUGAAACAGUUUGAGCAGCUCUUCCUCCCCACCCUGCUGCGCUUCACCACAGGGCUGUUCAACCAGGGUGAUGCCCUCUCUCGCCACAGCAGCCUGGAUGUGCUGGUCAGUCUCAUCCUCGCUAAAGCUCCGCCCCCCACAGAUGGCUCCAUGGCCUUUGAAACCUACCCACUGCUUUUCACCGGUCAGACAACAGGCAGAGUGUUUAGCAGGAAGGAGGAAAUUCAGCGGAGCCAUGCGGAGUCAGAGCAACUAGCUGUGCCUGAGCUGGUGCUGUCAAUGAUCAAAAUUCCCGAUGAGCAGGACCAACCCGUCAGUAACCUCUCGCUGCCGUGGGCUGCACUUGUACUGCUGCCUCAUCUCAGGCCUCUGGCUCCAGCUGCUGUCGUACCUGAUGUGACAGCUUUCCUAAACCGCCUCCUGUGUGAGAUCGAGGCAGAGAAACUAGGGAAAGCUGCUCUGUUCGUAGCCAGGCAAGCCCUGAGCUGCCUCCUGUCUCUGGACAGCUCUGCCCAGCUUCUCUCACUGGUCACGGUGGAAAAAGUCAACUCGAUCCUACAGAAAUUUCCCACAGACCUGUCAGCUCUGCUGCUAGCAGACUUGUACUACACCCGUCUGUCACUCAGUGGGGUUUCAGAGCACCUAUCCCACAAUGCCUUGCUUGAACUCUACCAGAUGCUGUACUGCAACCUCUCGUCCAACAUUUCUAAGAUUCGUCUGCUGACUCUGAGGCUCUUCUCUCAGUUCGAUGCAGAGCUCCCUCCACAGACUGAGGGUGAGGAUAAUGUGGAGGUGCAGUCGGUGUUCGCAGUGUGUCUGCAGGCGGAGUUGGUGCCGGCUUCAGUGCACGACUACAGAGAGAAGCUGCUUCACCUCCGGAAGCUGAGACACGACCUGGUGCCGCGCAGCCUGCCCCGCGGACCUCCUGGCACCAUCCAGCAGGUUCCUCUGCGGUACCUCAUUGCAAUGCUGUUUGUGAACUUCAGGCCACUGUGGGACCCAGUCAUUGAACUUAUUGUGAGCCAUGCCAGAGGCAUGGACAACAAGGACUUCUGGAUGGUGUACCAUGAACAUCUGGAGAUGGUGGCCGGGCUGGCAGAGAAGGAAUUGGAAGAAGAAGAAGAUGAUGAUGAUGAAGAAAAGCCCAGUGUUCAGAGCGAGCCAGGCUGUGAUGUCAUUGAAAGCGGGGAUGUUGGGACUCUUUUCCUAGAGCAGCUGAAAUUGGCCUCCGACCCCAGUGAAAGGACAGACUUCACUAACUUCCGCAGUUUACUGUGGCGCGCUAUGGCCCAGUUUACCGACAGAGUGGAGCCACGCAGCCGGGAACUGACCCCGCUGCUGCUCAGGUUUAUCAGGAAUGAGUUUUAUCUCACAGACCUGCUGGUGGCGCCCACUCAGGACCUGAGGAAGAGAAGCGAUGCUGCCCUGGAGGAUAAAUCAGGGAUGACUGAGCACAUGGAAGAAGGGGAAGAGGAGGAGGAGGCAGAGGAAGGAAGCAAACAGCUGAGGAAGUCACUUCCAAGAAGAGCAACGGCCAAACAGCUCAUCGCUCAUCUGAAAGUAUUUGCCAAGUUCACCAACCCUCGAGCUCUCUAUCUGGAAAGCAGCCUCCGUGAGCUCUAUAAUCAGCUGCUCACCCAUCAGGAUCAGCAGAUUCAGCAAGUGGCCCUGGAGUGUGUCAUCACGUACAAGGACCCCAACAUAGUUCCGUACAAGGAGAAUCUUGAGAGGCUGCUGGAUGACAAACACUUCAAAGAGGAAAUCGUCCAUUUCAACAUCUCUGAGGAGACCGGAGUGGUUGAUGCUUCCCACAGAGGCAAACUUAUACCGCUGCUCAUGAGGAUCCUGUUUGGUCGUCUGCGCUCCAAAGCAGGCAGCAAGUUUCAGGGGAAGGCGAGCGCUACCUACCGGUCCUCCAUCAUUCUACGCUUCCUGGCAGGAUGUCAGGCUGAGGAGCUGGAGAUGUUCAUUGACCUGCUUUUUGAGUCAGUCAGCCAUCACUGCCAAGGUUCAUGUCUGGCUGCAGUUCAGAGGGCGGUAGCAGAGACCGACCUGGGUGCUGUCCUGCCGCUGGGCCGUCUUCACAGCCUGCUGAACACUAUAAAUGUGGUGAUCCAGAAACUGGGCCACCUCAUCCACGUCUACCUGCCCAAAGUGCUGCAGAUCCUAGUGUGUGUCACAGCGUCCGUGUCCACCAUUUUGGACCAGAGAGAACAGCUGCGAGCAGGCUGCAUCAAUCCUCUGAAGAACCUGAGGAGACUCGGGAUCCUGAGGAUCCUGGACUUCUUCAAUUGCUUCGACACCUACAGCUUCAGGCCGGAUGAGAUUGAUGCUGUGUUUGAGGCAGCGGUCUGGCCUCAGGUGCGCCGUCUCCCAACAGAGAGCACCUACUCCCCCACCCCUCUGCUGAAACUUAUCCAUGUGUGGUCCAAAGAUGCCAGGUACUUCCCCCUCCUUGCCAAGCAGAAGCCGGACCACCCAGAGUGCGACAUCCUUCUAAAUGUCUUCGCCCUCCUCUCAGCUAAGAAAGUAUCUCCAGCAACCAUCGCAGUAGUAAUGGACAUAGCCGAGUAUUUGGCAACAGCUGCAGACUUUGUUGCCUCAGAAACUGAGAUGGAGCUCAGUGUCAACGGCUGUGUGUUUCCACAGCCUGCAGAGGGAGCUCUCAUCGCAGCAGAUUCACUUACUCAAGGCUCCAGAUUGCUGCUGCCUCACAUUCCCACGCUGCUGCGCUACUUCAGCGGAAUUGUACGCAACACAGACAGACUCAAGAAGAAGAAGUUCAGGGCACAGGUGGCCAAAGAGCUCAACAUCCUGUCCAAGGUCAGCCGAUUCGUGAGCAGCAAGGAGCAGAGCUCAAUGCUUAUCAGCCUGCUGCUUCCUUACCUCCAGAAAGGCAACAAAUCACAAGAGACAGAAAUCGACCUCCUGGCCACCAUACAGAACCUGCUGAGACAGUGUGACAAGCCCUCCGCCUUCCUCCGGCCGCUCAGCAAACUCUUCUCCAUCAUUCACAACAAGCUGCCAAGGCAGGCCCUCACCAACGUCUUCCAGACUCUGUCGGAUCUGGACCCUUCACUCACAUACAUCACUGACUUGGCAACAAAGCUGAACGCGUUUGACAGUCGACACUUGGAUGAGAUCCAUUUUGACGUGCGUCUGACGGCGUUCCAAGACGCCACCAGACGAGUUAAAGGCAUGCAGACUCUGGACCUGGACUACAUCAGCACUGUCAUUCACAAUUGUUUCCACACCUAUGAGAUCGGGGACAUGUCACUGGGAGACAACGCCACCUUGUGUCUGUCUGCAGUGAUCGCCCAGCUGGCAGCGGUCGGGCCCGGAGAACAGAUCUACAGGGACGUGGUGCAACACAUCAUCCUGGACGCUGUGCACAAGGGCCUCCGCAGCAAAACGGAGAGUGUGCAGCAUGAGUAUACAACCAUACUGGCCUGCCUGGUGAAGACCUUUCCUUCCAAGAAAGAGUUUAGAGACCUGGUGCAGCUCGCCAACUACAGUGACCCCGAGUCUGACUUCUUUGAGCAUAUGAAGCACAUCCAGAUCCACCGUCGGGGUCGUGCCCUGAGGAAGCUCGCCAAACAGCUGACCGAGGGUACGGUGCUGUUGACGCCUCGUUCCCUCCAGAACUACAUCAUGCCGUACGCCAUGACGGCCCUGCUGGACGAAAAGAUGCUGAAGCAUGAGAACAUGAUAUCAGCAUCGGUGGAGGUGGUGGGCGCGGUAUGUCGCAGGCUCACCUGGUCCAAAUACCUCUACUACCUCAAGCAGUUCGUCCACAUCCUGCAGACAGCGCAGGCUGAACAGAAACUGGCUGUUAGUUUGCUGGUCACAGUCUUGGAGGCUUUCCAUUUUGACCACCAGACCCUCAGCAGAGAAAUGGAAGCUGCCAAAGCCAGAGAGGCUGGGAGUGUGGAAAUCAACGCAGACGAUGAGAACGUAGCUGCGGAUGACGAAUCUGACGCGAGCGACGAUGAGGAAGCGAUGGAAGUCGAUGGUAAUGCUUCCACUGAUGUCACCAUGGAAAUGGAGGACGCUCCUGCCACUAAAGUCAAGGCGCAGGCAGCUCCUAAAUUAUCCACGGCAGUGAGUGGACUGCCGCAGAGCGCGGAGGAGUUGGAGUCUCUGAUUGGUUUGAUCCAUCAGACUGUUAAUGAGAGCGUCCUGCCUCGUCUCCACAAGUGUCUCAAUGCAAAGGUGAAGCGUGACGAGGAGCACAAGGUAGUGAAGUCAAAGGAUGUGAAAGACGAGGAGGUGGUGCGGAUACCAAUCGCCUUCGCCAUGGUCAAACUAAUGCAGACGCUGCCUCCGCACGUCAUGGAGGCCAACCUCCCCGGGAUUCUGAUCAAGAUUUGUGUUCUGCUGAGGAACCGUUUCCAGGAGAUCCGUGACGUGGCAAGGGGAACUCUGGUGAAGAUAAUCGAGACUUUAGGCUGCAGAUACCUGCAGUACCUGCUCAAAGAGAUGCAAGGCGUUCUGGUCAAGGGAUACCAGCUCCACGUGUUAACAUUCACAGUGUACCAGCUGCUCUCAGCUCUCACUCCAACCCUAAAGAGUGGAGACCUGGACCCCUGCAUGAACAUGCUCAUUGAUAUCUUCAAUAACGAGCUGUUUGGGACGGUCGCCGAGGAGAAGGAAGUGAAGGGUAUCGUUUCCAAGCUGAUGGAGGCCCGCCACAGUAAGAGCAUGGACUCGUACGAGCUACUGGCACAAUUCUGCAGCAAGGAGAGCAUCACCAAGCUCAUACUGCCCCUGAAGGAGAUCUUGGAGGCUACAUCGAGUUUGAAGGUGUGUAAUCGGGUGGCUGCAAUACUGCGGCGACUGGUCUCAGGUCUGCUUGUCAACAGCGGCAUGACUUCGCAAGACAUCCUUCUGCUGAGCCAUGGCCUUGUCAGCCAGAGCCUGCCACUUCUAACAAAAAGAGACCGGGACAAAGCAUCAGCUAAGCCUCCCCCAGAUCCCAGACUGCCCCCUCCCAGCUGUCUGCUCCUGCCUCCCACUCCAAAGAGAGGAGGUCAGAAAGCUCCUGUCAGCAGCCGCACCAACAUGCACAUCCUGGUGGAUGCCGGCCUCAAGCUGCUCCACCUGAGUUUGAAGAAAUCCAAAGUGACAUCAUCCGAUCCCUCAGUCCUGGAAAUGCUGGAUCCUUUUGUGCACUUGUUGCUCACCUGCCUCGACUCCAUGCAUGUCAAGGUGAUCACAGAGGCUCUGAUAGCGUUCACUUGGCUGUUAAAGUUCCCUCUGCCAGCAGUAGAGCAGAACGCUGGGCAGCUGACCAAGCAGCUCUUUGUCCUGCUGAAGGAUUACUCCAAGGCUGGAGCCGCCCGCGGGGAGAACUACCACCUGGUCCAGAACUGCUUCAAGGCCAUGACCGUUCUGGUGAAGAAUGUCAAAACCAACAACAUCUCUGAGACGCAGCUGCAGGUGCUUCUGGGAUACGCCGAGGAGGACAUCUACGACCAGUCUCGCCAGGCUACUGCCUUCGGUCUGCUCAAGGCAAUUCUGUCCAGGAAGCUCGUUGUUCCCGAGAUGGAGGAGGUGAUGAAAAAAGUGGCCAAGUUGUCGGUUACUGGCAGCAACGCUAUGAUCCGAAUCCACUGUCGACAGAUCUAUCUGAAGUACCUGCUGGACUACCCGCUGGGGAAGAAGCUGAAACUACACCUGGAGUUUGUGGUGGCACAGCUGCGCUAUGAGCAAGACACGGGCAGGGAGUCAGUGCUGGAGAUGCUGGCAUACAUCUUCCAGACUUUCCCUCAGAAAAUUCUCUUGGGGCACAGCGCUCUGUUCUUUGCCCCGCUUGCUCUUGUUGUGGUCAACGAUGACUCUGCGCGGUGCAAGAAGAUGGCAGCCAUGGCCAUCAAGACUCUGCUCACACAGUUGGACUCGAACAACCAGAACACGCUGUUCUCCAUUGUCAGCACUUGGCUGAAUGCAGAAAAGGUCAGCCUGCGGCGUCUCGGGGCGCAGAUAUGCGGCCUGUUCGUGGAGGUGGAGGAGGAGAAAUUUGCCCGUCGACUGGAGGACCUGCUGCCGCUGCUGGAGAAGGAGAUCGACCCCGACAACUAUGAAGAUAUCGAAGAGGAGCAGGAGGAGAAAGGAGCUGACAGGCUGCUCUUCAGUUAUCUGACUCUCCUCACUAAGCUGAGCAAACACUGUGGAUUCCUGGAGCUCAGCAAGCCUAGUGACACACUCCGGAACAUCUGGGGUCACAUCGAAGCCCACCUGCGGUACCCUCACUGCUGGGUGUGGCUAACGGCCUCACAGCUUUUCGGCCAGCUGUUUGCAGCUCACCAGGCAGAGCAGCUGGUCGCCGUUUGGAGAGGCGAAGGAGAUGCUUCAUCAGAGUUGGCAGCCACAGACUUUAUCACCUGCAACCUGGAUAAGAAGAUGAGAGAGUUGGCGCUGUCUUUUUGCUAUCAGCUGCAGUCCAAGUACCUGGACACGGCGUCAGGAGAGCAGGUGAUCAAGAACUUGCUGUUCGUCGGCAAGGUGAUCUACCUCAUUUCCCCCGAGUCCCAAAUCAUAACUCCUCAGGAAGAAGAGAAAGAGGGAGAGGAUGAGCAAAUGGAGAAUGGUGAUGAGGGAGGUGAAGAAGAGGAGGAGAGAGAGGAAGCGGGAAAAGAAGAGGAGGAGGAGGAGGAGGAGGAGGAAGAAGAUGACAAAGAAGACAGGCCUCCUUCCCUGCUGUGGCUGAUGAAGAAGCUGUCUCUGAUGGCAAAGAGAGAAGCUGCAUAUGCUCCCAAAGUUCCCCUCAAGAGAACGUGCGUGUUUAAGUUCCUGGGAGCAAUGGCCAUGGACUUGGGGAAAGAACGGCUCGCCCCGUAUUUGACCACGAUAAUCACGCCACUGUACAGAGAGCUGGACAGCACAUACGCAGACCAGGAUCCCACACUGAAGAACCUUGCUCAGGAGCUCAUCGAGCUGAUGAAGAAACAGGUGGGCCUGGAGAGAUUCUCCCUGGCCUUCUCUGCCGUCCAGAAGGAAUUCUCACAGAGACGAGCGGCACGCAAACAACACAGAGCCAUGCAGGCGGUCGCAAACCCAGACAUCGCUGCAAAGAAGAAGCUGAAGAAGCACAGGAACAAAAUCGAAGCCAAAAAGAGGAAGAUCGAGUUCCUCCGGCCUGGAUAUAAAGCCAAGAAGCAGCGAAGCCACGCGCUCAAAGACCUGGCCAUGGUGCAGUGAGCCGAGGACGCUAGGAGGGGAUGAAAGCUAGGCCAGCUGAUGCAGAACAGACUCAAAAGGAAGCAUGGAUAAGAGUAUACCCAGAAUCCCGUGGGCUUCCGAUUCAACUUAACACAAAAGACCAAACAGAAGCUUGACUGUGUGUACAGAGCAAGGACGCUGUGGAAAAACCCAGAAUUAACGUCUGUUACACGUCACGGCACAGCACUCAUUCAUAUGAGUUGCAAAGCUGGAAUCUAUUUUAUAUCUUCUUGCUGUGAGCAGGCUACAGUUUUGC
This is a messenger RNA of Haplochromis burtoni (Burton's mouthbrooder), 8906 nucleotides long. It is a transcript of the gene utp20, whose product is annotated as UTP20 small subunit processome component. The record is from RefSeq and is a predicted model, not a curated record. The coding region runs from base 185 to 8629 and encodes 2814 amino acids. Gene Ontology annotation, cellular component: 90S preribosome; small-subunit processome; nucleolus. The transcript has 61 exons. Lineage: Eukaryota; Metazoa; Chordata; Actinopteri; Cichliformes; Cichlidae.